This is a messenger RNA of Magallana angulata, 1693 nucleotides long. RefSeq lists its product as uncharacterized. Lineage: Eukaryota; Metazoa; Mollusca; Bivalvia; Ostreida; Ostreidae. The record is from RefSeq and is a predicted model, not a curated record. The transcript has 6 exons. Bases 202 to 1527 code for a protein of 441 amino acids.
UCAUUGUUAAGUACAAUAUAUGCGGAUGUAUCAACAAAACUCGAUAUCAUCGGAUUAUAUUUUAAUUCAUAAUAAUCUCAAUUUAUUUACUAUUUACUAUGGCAUUCUUCACCUGUUCAUAUUUUGUUAUUUCAGCCAGCAAAGCGGCCACGACUGGAUAAUGACAAUCAUCAGCCGGCAGUCAAUCCUCAUCCUCUAGAGAUGUUUGCACAUACUGCCUUCUCUUACCACACAGAAUAUAUCUCACGUGAAGAGACAGGUUGUGGGUCCACAGACACACAGGCCGAUGGACAGGAAAAGAGUCACGUGAUUCAACCAGCUAGGGAGACCAGGCCCGGACCUACUGACAGUCAGACCAGCAAUUACACUCAAAUACAGAAUGGAUCUAAACAGGAAACGAUAGAGAAAAGUCCGGUGAAUCUACCAGCUGUGGAAACUUGGUUCGAUUCUACAGACAGCAAGUACCUGCUAUCAGACCAAACGGCUACCCUGGAAGAGGGUGAUGAGACACCAUCAGAUACACUGGACUAUCUGUUGUCUCUUAUCAAUGAGUAUCUUUACGAGACUACAGGAGUGCCGAGUGCUUCAUCUGUAUUACAAAAGAUAACAGAACCUGUAAACGAUGCCGAUUUGGUCCGAAAAGCUACUGUCACUGAUGAGUAUUCUAGAUGGCCCACUACUGGUGGUCUACACACGCUACCGCAGAUUGCUUCGUCGGCAUCCGCCAUGAUGGCCUCCGUCGAUGGAGAUAGAUCUCGGAGCCUCAUUGUUGAACAUAAUCUGCCGUCCUGUAGCGGCUCUGUCAUCAAGUCCCACUCAGGGACCGAACAAACCACGUCUACAGAUAGUGGACUGAAGUCUGAAUCUGGAUCCAUCAGGCUCAAAAAAGGUGUGCCUCGCAGACGGUCCUCCAAAGAGAGCGAGUCGAAAACAGAGGCUAGCCUUGAGCUUGCGUCGCGGACGCAUUUCUCCGAGGAGGACACAACAAGAAAAAGUGCGUCUCGUAAGCGUUCACGUGAGAAGGAUGCGUCCUAUGAGAGUGCGCCCCGGAAGCGUUCACAUGAGAAGGAUGGGUCAUAUGAGAGUGCGCCCCGGAAGCAUUCAUCUGAAAAGAGUGCGUCACAUACUAGUAAACAAUCUUCCACAAAGAAAGCCAUACAAAAAAGACGCUUUUCUAGAUCUAAAUCUCCCGACAACGCACUCGAACGUACUCAACACAAAAAGGCUAAGUGCGGCACCAGUAGUUGUGAAGGUCAGCGGGAAAAGGACAAAGACUCGGAGCGGUCUCGGCAUGCGCAAUUUGUAAAGAAUCAGGGGACAUCUCAAGCUCCCCAGAACGUAAAGAAUCGAGAAAUUGAUUCCAAAGAUGCGCACAAAAUGAAGUACCCUUCACACCUGCAUGAGUGGUUGGAGAGAGUGAAAUUCAAUCACACAAGAAAGUGGAGGAUGCUUCAUUAUGAGAAAGCUAAAUGGACGCCCCUACAGUUAGCGCUAACUAGUAAAUCAAGAUCAGCGGGCAAAGCCUAAAGUCAUGUACCGAUUUACGGUUCCGUGAAAAUUGAUGAUUUGAUCCCUAUGGGCAUCAGAAAUCUCAAAGAUGUGCAAUAUUUUGAUAGAACUUUAAUCCAUUUGAUAAAUUUUGUGAUGUUUGAAUAAUCGUUUCCUAUGAUCAUGUGUAAAAAACUAUUAUGCA